GGGAAGCUCGCAGGGCACUGUACGGGGAAGCUCACAGAGCCGCAGGGCACCGCUGGGGAAGCUCGCAGGGCACUGUGCGGGGAAGCUCACAGCGCCGCAGGGCUCCACUGGGGAAGCUCGCAGGGCACUGUACGGGGAAGCUCACAGCGCCGCAGGGCACCGCUGGGGAAGCUCGCAGCCGGCACUGACCCCCCGCCCCCGCAGGAGAACCCCUACGUGAUGCGCAGGGCCGGGGCGCAGGCCCCGGGGGGGGCCGGGGAGCAGUACGAGGGAUUCUGCGUCGACAUGCUCCACGAACUCGCCGGGAUCCUCAAGUUCCGCUUCCAGCUGCGGCUGGUGGAGGACGGGCUGUACGGGGCACCCGAGGCCAACGGCUCCUGGACCGGCAUGGUGGGCGAGCUCGUCAACCGGGUACGGCCCCGGGGCGCGGGGGGGGGGUUCUCGCUGCACGAGGCCGACCUGGCGAUGGGAGGGGGCA
Messenger RNA from Chrysemys picta bellii (western painted turtle), 478 nucleotides. The record is from RefSeq and is a predicted model, not a curated record. NCBI's taxonomy places the organism in Eukaryota, Metazoa, Chordata, Testudines, Emydidae.